Molecule: messenger RNA, 492 nt
Organism: Didymosphaeria variabile
Lineage: Eukaryota; Fungi; Ascomycota; Dothideomycetes; Pleosporales; Didymosphaeriaceae
Exons: 2
Coding region: 1-492 (163 amino acids)
Source: RefSeq, a predicted model, not a curated record
AUGUCGACAUUUCCGAGCUCCACAAACAAGUCAACCUCUUCCGAUUCCUCGCUGUACUUGAGUGUGAUGGAAGUCGUGGGCGUGGUCGCAUCCGUAGCAACGCUCGUUGCAGUUGCGAAAGAGGUGUCGGAGCUUACGAUCAAGCUCACUAACAGUCUAUGUGAUGCGCCAAGACAGUUUGCUCAACUGAAGAAUCACACUUGCCUUGUUUUUCUGGCCCUGCAGUCUUUGGAUGAUAUCUGCGUCAACGCUAGCCUUCAGGAUCUCCUCUCCGACGAAGAGAUAUGGAUUUUCAACCAAGCAUUGACAACCGCGAAACAUGAGAUCAUGGCCGUCAAGAAAGAAUGCACCAAAAUUUGUGUCGAUUUAUCCGCAAGCAGGCGUAGACUUAGGUGGAGCUUGAUGCAAAAGAGCAAGGCUGAGGAAUGCCUUCAGCAGCUUCAGCGUGUCGAGAACAGUCUCGCGAUCAUAUUACAGUCGACCAACUUGUAA